UCUUGUUGAUGAGCAUCAAAAUAGUGCUGAGCUAGAAGGUAUCAGACGUAUUAAAAAAGUUUAUAUCACAGUUUUUACCGGUACAAAUAAAGACAUUCACAAGUAGUUAUUCUGUAGUUAGGAUAAACGACUACCUGCGGUCCACCCAAAUCGGCAUUUGUCACUUUUAUCAUUUAAAUCCAAGUGAUUGCAAAUCAAAGAGCAUCAAGAACUGAUUGCGAAUCCAUAUUUUUCUAUAGCGGUUUGCAGAUAAAGCCAAUUCUCAGUGCUUAAUUAGUUAAUUUUCUAUGACUUUAGAGACUUUACUGUGAACUUUAUCGGUAGAGAUAUCUCAAGACUGGCGUAAAAUUCGUAGAAAGUUUUUUAUGAGAAUCUUGAAAAAAUUCCAACCGCCUCAAUGUUUUCCUACAAGAUAAUACUGAUUGUGGGAAUUGCAGUAACUUUAAGUCAGUUUGAAUUCGGAGCUACAGCUGACUUGAGUCCAUUUUCACCUCCAUUUCUGCGAGGCGCGGGACAAGUUCAACCUCAGUCUCAGUUCAACUAUCUUCAACCUCAAGCCCACGUACCCAGUUUAAUUCACCCCCAUGCUCACUAUGCCGGUAACCCCAACCUAGAAAAUCCAGCCCUCAUCGGACCCAGUAUGCUUCAAUCAGAACCUGAAGAGAUCAUCCCAGAUGAAAAUAUUUAUUUCCAAAAUAAUAAUUUUCAUCAUCCCUCGGACACAAAAUCUCACGGCAACACGGCAGAGCUGAAUGGCCAGAUGGUAAACCCUUCUAUGAAUCGACAAGGACAUUUUUUGGAGAACUCUGUACAUGACCCCAAAACAUAUUCAUCUGAGAGGGGGGAAAAUAUCCCAGAAUCCAACCAGUUCGGAAAUGAACAAGAAUUGGAUGGAACCAAAACAGGUAGACCACAACUUCGGCAGUUAGUCCUGGACCCAGCAUCUGUGAGUCGAGAAGCUGAAGCCCGAAGAGAGAAACUACGUGGGGAAAACCCCCCCAGUAGGAGAGGAAGGUCUAAUCCCCGAGUGUCAGAGGGUCACCGUCUGAUCACAAGGGCUCUUUGGAGAAUUUUUGAUGCCCUCAUGGAGAAGAAUGAAAAUCAGGCACUGCAAACGAGGAUGACUUUCGUUGAGAAUGCACUCAAGGACAUGAUCACUUCCGACUCGAAGCUAGAAGGAAUGAUAGAAAUGGUUAAAGAGGAGAACAUGGGGCAAGAAGAGCGUCUGGACGCUCUGGCCGCGGCCCUGGACAGCGUCCAGCAGCUGGAGGCCAGAGUCCAGGAGCUGGAGACCUGGAAGCUUAAGUUCGAGCGACAGAAAGACGAAGAAGAGAUUGUGCUGCCCUACCAGAGUAGGCCUGCCUACCGUAGCUGCCCGGCGCCCUUCGAGACGGUGGGCGGCGAAUGCUUCUACGUGGCUGGGGAGACUAAGAGGACCUGGCAAGACGCUAGGAGGGACUGUUCUAAAUACGGUGGAGACUUGGCUGCUCCUAAUAGUCUCACUAGUCUCAGGACUUACCUCCAGAGUCUUGCCUACCGUCCCGAGUACGUCUGGGUAGGCGCGUCGCGCCAGGGCAACGGAGACUGGGUGUGGUCUGCUGGCCCUACAGGGAGUCGUGCGGUGUCCAUGGACGAGCAGACCUGGAAUGAAGACCUCCCCAACGGUCUGGGGAACUGCAUGGGGCUGUACGAGGGGGCCGAGUACAGGGCUUACGACUACACCUGUGGGGAGGAAGACCUCUACGUCUGCCAGUUCUUCUUGUGAACACAACUGUUCCUUGGGGAACACUGUGGGGAACACUGCUGUUUCUGGGAUGGACACAGUGGGGAACACAGCUGUUUCUGGGGGGAACACUGCUGUUUCUGGGGG
Molecule: messenger RNA, 1870 nt
Organism: Hyalella azteca
Lineage: Eukaryota; Metazoa; Arthropoda; Malacostraca; Amphipoda; Hyalellidae
Exons: 5
Coding region: 398-1765 (455 amino acids)
Source: RefSeq, a predicted model, not a curated record